Messenger RNA from Rosa rugosa (rugosa rose), 1408 nucleotides. RefSeq names its product peroxisomal and mitochondrial division factor 2-like. The transcript is spliced from 2 exons. The record is from RefSeq and is a predicted model, not a curated record. The coding region runs from base 191 to 1165 and encodes 324 amino acids. Lineage: Eukaryota; Viridiplantae; Streptophyta; Magnoliopsida; Rosales; Rosaceae.
GUUUCUCCGAUUCGAUCCCUAUUCUCAAAUCCUAGAAAAAGAGAAGGACGAAAGGGAUAAUCGGUCUGCGUCAGAAUCAGAAACCCUAGAAGUUCUUCUUUCACUCCCAACAUUCUCACUCCGCAUAUCGAUACAUCACUCACAGCUCCGAUCGCCGGUUUCCGGUUGCCGAUUGCCUUCAGGGUUAGGUAUGGCAGAGCCGAGGGAGGUGAAGAUCGUUAAUGAUGGCGGCGAUGGCGGCGAUGAUUUCUACGACGCUGAUCAGACGGCGUCGCUGAGCCGGAAGGUGUCGUCGUUAGAGUGGGAGAAGGGGGAACUGGAGAAAGAGAACAGAGAAACCAAGGAGAAGAUAGGCCAACUGACGAAGGAGAUUGAGACUUUGAAGAGCGGCGAGAGGGAGAUGAAGGAGAAGCUCAGGGAGAUGGAGUUGCAGGUGGAGCGGAACGAGGAGGGCAAGAAUAUGCUGGAGAGUGUUGCCAACCGAGCCAUGGAGCUUGAGACUGAGGUCGGUAGGCUUCAACAGGAUUUGAUCACUGCAAUCACUGAAGGCGAGGAGGCCAAUACCGAGCUUGCGGAGAUGAAGCGAGUGGUGGUUGAGAAGGGGGAGAAAAUUGAUGGCUUGGAGAAGGAGCUUGAGACUCUGAAGAAAUUGAAAGCUGAGAGCGAGAAGAGGGUUAGGGAAUUGGAGAGGAAUAUUGGGGUUCUGGAGGUGAAGGAAAUAGAGGAGAGGAGCAAGAGGGUUAGGGCGGAGGAGGAAAUGAGAGAGAGGCUUGAAGCGAAAGAUGGUGAAGUUUGUUUGUUCAAAAAGAAAAUUGAGGAGUUGGAAUCGGUGAUUGGGAAGAAUGGUGUUGAACUGCAGAAGUGGAGGCAGGGGAAGAGCAAUGUUGAGGUAGCAUUGAGGGAAUCCGAGGAGAAGUCAAAAGCUAUGGAGUUGAAGAUGGGACAACUGCAGAAGGAUGUGGUGGACGCCGGAAGGGUUAUUAAUGAAUUGAAGGAGAAGACUGUUGGGGUCAUUAAUGGGACUGUGAAUGAAAUGAAGGAGAUUUUGGAAGGCGGAAAUGAGACGGGAUCAAAGGGAUUGAGCUUGCCUGUGGUUGCAGGGUCUGCUGGAGCCAUUGUUGCUGUGGCGGCUGUUGUCUUUGUGUUGUAUGGAAGGCGGAGGUGAUUGGAUUACUAUGCAGCAAUUGAGAAAAAAAAAAUGCAAGGAGAAAGCUCGAGGUUAGGGCUUAUUGCUUGAGAGCAUGUUACAGUUUUGUCAAAAAUACUGGAGGCUUUUUUGUUGGCUUUGGUUUUUUUUCACUAGCCUAUGGAUGUCUUAUUAGCUCUAAUUUUUGAUGCUUUCUUGUUUGGUUAACUUGCUUUGGUUGGGCAAAUUACAUAAUAUAUAUUUUUGAAGGAUUAUAGUGUC